This is a messenger RNA of Linum trigynum, 2259 nucleotides long. NCBI's taxonomy places the organism in Eukaryota, Viridiplantae, Streptophyta, Magnoliopsida, Malpighiales, Linaceae. The record is from the annotation of a GenBank genome assembly.
ACAUAGUUAUAGUUGACCCUUAACAUAAAUACAUGCAACUAAGACAAUUAUCUUACGGUUAGUAUAGAAGUAUUCACCAAACAAAAAUUUAUCACAAUGGUAUGGGUUAAUGAAUUGUUGUGUUUGUUUGAAUUGACUUAGUUUUUUAGCAAUUUUCAUAGGCUGAAAAGAACCUUGCUUUCAAGUUUUCAUCCAACAUAAUGUAUGAGAUUUAUCUAAAUUAGGCGUUCAUAUGUUGUGGUCUACACUCUACAUAUACAAAUAUACAUUAUAUGAACAAUAUCAAGCUUUAUAUUUUAUGAGUCUAAAAUAAUGAACGUUCAACUCUUGAGUGGUUAUUCAAAGUAUUAAGUAUGUGUAUAUAUUAGAUAUAUGGCUAAUUAUUUAUCUGGUUAAUUUGGUUUGGCUGGUUAGGAAUGUCUGAAACCAAACCAAACCACCUAAACCAAACAAGGUAAAAACUUUAACCAAACCAAACCAAUUAUCCAAAUUAACCAAACCAAAUUAUCCAAAUAGUACUGGUUAAAACGGUUACCAUGGUAACCACACCGUUUGAACACCCCUACAUGAUAGCAUCCUGGAGCGAGCCCAUUCGGAUUAUUAUUGUUUUUCAUAUUAUUAUUUGUUGGAAUAUUUGGAUAUUAUUCGGUUAUUCCUAUUACUUUGGGUCUAGAAUUAUUAUUUACAUGUCUUGUUUAGGAAGUAAUUUACUUGUUGAUUUAGGUUUGUGUUUCCUAGUCUUAAGAGGAAGGGGGCUUGUAGGAUUAGUCAUAUAAAUAUGUACAUUUGCUCUUCGUUUUAUUCAUUCGAUCAAUAAAGUAUUUGUAAUUAGUAGAGAAAAGUAGCUCUUUUUAUUGUAUUCUAUAGUUCUUUUGUUAAAUCGCUCGAGAUCACCAGUGCGAGGAACCCGAUCCUCCAUCAAUUGGUAUCAGAGCCUGGUUCCGAAUGAACCAAGCCAGGAGAUUAUGCCACCACGAAAGCCACCAUCACAGUCUGCAUCGCUGGAGGUCGCCGGCGACGAGGAGAUCGAGCCGCAGAUUCAAGCCCUCCUCGGUCAAUAGAAAAUGAUCGUCGCCAAGGUGGAAGCCUAGGAUGCACUAAACCGCAAGCACGAAGCAGCCAUGGAGCACCUAUGCGUCGACGUAGGGCAACUUCAACGUGGCCAAUAGAAGCUCCAAGAUGGCCAAGAUCGUUAGAAGGAGGAGAUUAACGUCAUCCGCGUUGAACAAAAUCGGCUAGCCAACGAUGUUAGCUCGAUCCUUGCAAUCCUCCAGGAUCCGCCAUGGGGAAGGAAGGCGACCGAGUCGCCGAGGGAUCUUGACCGCGGCGCCAUGAAGGGAGGCCGCACCAUCGACCAAAUCUCGUCUGGGGAGAAACUGAAGGGAACCACCAACGGGGAGGCUCUCUCUCCUACUAGUCGGAGCUCGACGCCGACACCAUGAAUGAAGCAGGGGGUGACAGAUGGAGCACUAUCCAGGAGCGAGGGGAGUGGCAACGGAGGUAGCCAAGGAAUUCCUGUCGGAGUUGGCUGGGGAAACCUCGACACCUACGACGACGACGAGUGGGCUGGCGCUCAAGGGGGGAGGCCGCCAACUGGGCCUUCUUUGGAGCCCAAUGAUAUCAGAAACACGAGCCUGAUUCGUGGGCUUGGGCCAAACAUGGGCUGCUUUACUGGAGCACUACUCUAUGGAGUUGAUCCAGGAGCAAACGAAGGAGGUCGAGCUGGCGAGAGGCCGUAUGGGUCGGGGAUGGUAGUUGGUGGACCAGGUCAGGCAGAGUAGUGGACCGGGGAAGCAAACGUGCGCAAUGGGCCGGCAUGGUCGAGCGCAUAUGGGUCGGGUCUUUAGGCAAGUGGGCCGAGUCACCAUUUGCCGCCUAGUGGGCCAAGAGCGCAGGGAGUUGGGCCAGGCGGGCCGUGGGUCGCAGCAGGGGCAGGAGGAAGCUGGGCCGAGUCGCGACCGCCGCCGUACCAGCCGAGACAGGACACCUGGAGCAAACCAGCGAUGGGCCGCGUCGUGCCAGGCAAGCCGAGCGAACCUUGCUCGGGUGGACCGACUGGGUUCACCCAACCCGGGCACGGUUCGAAUCGUGCCGUGCCUAUUCAUGCUCGUGUCAUGCUCAUAUUCGUGUUUAAUGAAAAGGACGAAAACAAAAGAGAGAAUGAAAAAGAAGGUGAAAAUUGGACAGAGGAAUAUAGUAUUAAUCGAUUAUGUUUGAGAAAAGCAACAAAUCAGGGGAAAAGAAAAUUGGAAGUAUAGC